Molecule: messenger RNA, 2393 nt
Organism: Bicyclus anynana (squinting bush brown)
Lineage: Eukaryota; Metazoa; Arthropoda; Insecta; Lepidoptera; Nymphalidae
Product: RNA-binding protein with serine-rich domain 1-A
Exons: 7
Coding region: 159-1037 (292 amino acids)
Biological process (GO): mRNA splicing, via spliceosome
Cellular component (GO): nucleoplasm; ASAP complex; cytoplasm
Molecular function (GO): RNA binding
Source: RefSeq, a predicted model, not a curated record
ACUUUGCUCUAAACUGACGCUUUGCAAUUAUCAAAAUGGCGCUUGUUGUUUAUCUGUGGUUAAAAACUGCGGCCUGCUGGAAUCAAUUUUAAUUUUAUGCUUUUCUAUUGAAUUUGUUAAUGUUUAAGUAAUGAAUUAUCUCUUUUAAUUUAAACAAUAUGGCACGUAACAAAUCUCCAUCGGUGACUUCUGAUAAAGAUAAAAAGAAACCAAAAGACAAAAAGAAAAAGGGAGCCUCAGGAUCUAGCAGUAGUGAUAGCAGUGGCAGUUCGUCGGACAGCAGCUCUUCGCGCUCGUCGUCGAGGUCGUCGUCAAGCAGCUCCGGCAGCUCGUCGCGCUCCUCGUCCAGCUCCAGCUCUUCUAGCAGCAGCAGCAGCAAUAAUGACCGAUCCAGACCAAAGAAGAAAGUCUCCCCACAUAAGAGUCCAGUCAAGGACAGGCGUGAACCAGACAGAGAGAAAAUACGAGAUAGGUCACCUAUAGGAGAUAAGAAGAAAGUGUCAGCACCAUCUACUAAUGAUAAAGCUAAGAGCAAGGACAAACAUGAAAGAUCGCCAGGCCGCAAAAAGCGUGAACGUUCGCCGCCGCCUCGCCCAACUAGAAUACACAUAGGGCGGCUGACAUUGAACGUUACUAGAGACCACAUCCAUGAGAUAUUCUCUACAUAUGGAGCAGUCAAAACCGUGGAGUUCCCCAUGGACCGACUGCACCCACACAAUGGUCGCGGGUAUGCCUAUGUGGAGUUCAGCAAUCCGGAUGAAGCAGAAAAUGCCAUGAAACAUAUGGAUGGAGGACAAAUCGACGGGCAAGAGAUAACGGCGGCGCCGGUGCUGGUGCCGUCGCGGCCGCGGCGCCCCUCCCCGCGCGCGCCGCCGCGCCACCCGCCCAUGCGCCGGCACUCGCCGCCCAGGUACCGUCGGCGCAGCCCGCCGCCGCGCCGCCGCUCGCCGCCGCGCCGCCGCCGCUCGCGCUCGCGCUCCCCGCGCGCCGCGCCGCGCCGCCGCCGCUCCAGGUCCUCCUCCUCUUCCUCCCGGUAGACACAGCAUGCCACAGCGCACCGUGCCCGCAUUUGAGAACAAUCCUCACCAACACCAUUACAUACUACAUUUCGACAUUCAAUCAGUUGCACAACAACCUCAAUAUGCCAUCUUCAUUAGGUAUAACAUGCCAUACUAUUCAAUGAGUAGCAUAUAGGGCGUUCAAAUAUUACGUAACGCAAUUUUUGAGGGGUUUUGACCCACCGUCCCACUAUACAACACAACGUUUUUCUGUACCCCAUACAGUGCAGUUUUGCCUACUCUUCUCUAAACGUAACACCCAAGUGAUCAUUUUUAUCUAACGUUACGUUUUAAGCCCCCUAAUUGUUAAAAAAUAUUUGUUGCCUUACAUACUGAGAAAAAGAGGUAUGCAAGGCAAUUUUUACAUGUGUUUAGCAUGCGCCAAAUUUCUUGGCCGCUCUGAAUACAAAGCGUAGGCCUGCGCAGUGUGCAUGCGGGAACAAAAUAGCUGCGCAGUACGGCGUGUUGUAAUGACAGAUUGGACUAGAAGUUUGACGCGUACUAUACACACUUGGAAACUUACCUAUGAGACAGAAUUCACACAUUGGCUGCUGAGGUUUUUUUUAUUUUGUUAAAUUUUAUACAUAGUUUUAAAUCAGUAACAAAACUGGUAAUAAUGAUUUUCUUUGAAAGAAAAAAAAGGAAUUUCCUACUGCUAUAAAAAUGAAUUUUGUAUGUAAUGUGAUUCUUAUGGGAUUGUUUUCAAAUGUAGACAUCAUUGUAUCUUAAUACAUCUCAACUACACACACAUCUUUAUACAAACAGUUUCACUUCUACACAAAACAUACUAUUUGUCAUUGAUCAAGACAAGAUCUAUCUUAUAACCUAUCAUUCAUAGUUUUUACUCUUGAUUACAAAAUAAAGUCCUGUGAAUUGGCAGAUCAUACAGACUUUAUAAUGACAUCAACAUGCAAAUAUUAGAAUUCAUAUACAUAAAGUAACCGUAUACAAUUCAUGUUUUACCUAAAUUAAGAUUUAAAAAAGUUUUAAAAAUAUUAUUACCUAAAUCAACAAAACUCGCCAACAUUACUAUAUCACUUCAUACAACACAUUCCAGAUACGACAUACUAUGGUAAGUAUAAAAGAAUUCAGUAAAAAAAAAAAUUAGGUAGAGGGCCAGGACGGGUAAGUAUAAAUAUCAUGUUCAUAAUACAUUAUAUAGGAAUUUUGUGCAUUAAUAAACAAUUUCUUGUUAUAAAAGCUUGCAAAAUGGAAACUGACCGGUGCGUGAAAAGAACUAUGAAUAAAUUGACUGAGGAGUGCAGUGCGAUGUAUUUUAGUUUAUUAUUUUGUAACAUCAAAAAAAUGGACUUGUUAAUAAAUAUCGUAAUAUGA